Dictyostelium purpureum is the source of this 1080-nucleotide messenger RNA. RefSeq lists its product as uncharacterized. NCBI's taxonomy places the organism in Eukaryota, Evosea, Eumycetozoa, Dictyosteliales, Dictyosteliaceae. Gene Ontology annotation, cellular component: cytoplasm. The transcript is spliced from 2 exons. Gene Ontology annotation, biological process: protein dephosphorylation; negative regulation of MAPK cascade. Gene Ontology annotation, molecular function: MAP kinase tyrosine/serine/threonine phosphatase activity; protein tyrosine/threonine phosphatase activity. The coding region runs from base 1 to 1080 and encodes 359 amino acids. The record is from RefSeq and is a predicted model, not a curated record.
AUGGUUAUAAUUGAAAAAAAUAUUAAAGAUGAUGAGCCAUCUAUUCAAUAUUUAAAUAAUUCAACAUAUAUAUUCAAUUUGUUGCAAGAUACAAGGAGAUCUAAAAUAAUAAUUGAUGUUAGAUCAAAAGAGGAUUACGAUAAAUUACAUAUCAGAACAGCAGUUAAUGUUCCUCCACCAUCACCAUUUGGAAUUAGCGAAAAGGAUAAAGAGGGCAAUAUAUGGAUUAAAAAUUUUGAUAUUGCCACAUAUAUUGCAUCAAUACCUAAAGUUAAACUAUGGAAUGUUUUAUUUCAAAAAGUUGUGGUAUACAGUGACAGAGAAUUCAAAGAUUAUACAAACGAUUUCGUCAAUAAAAAAGAAGAAGAAAUUAAUGGCAAAAAAACUUCAUAUGAGGUUAGUUUUAAAUUAUCUGAUUGGGAAGAUGUAGUAUUACAAUACUUUUUGACCCAAAGAAAAAAGUCAAAAGUCACUGUGUUCCAAAAUGGUAUUGUUUCAUUCGAAUCCAACUAUCCAUUCGUCUGUAAUCCAUCCGAUGUUGUAAUAGCCGAGCCAAUGUAUGCUUCUGAAAUUAUAGAAAACUUUUUAUAUUUAGGUGGCCAAUCAAAUGCUGAAAUUAGAAAGCAAAUUAAAAAUUUAAAAAUUACACAUAUUGUAAAUAUGGCAUCAGAAUUAGAGGACUCUUAUCCUCAUAUUUAUAAAUACUAUAGAGCAGAUUUAGAUGAUACACCAAGAGCAGAUAUUCAUCAACAUUUUGUACCAAUUAUAAAUUUUAUUAAUUUAGCUAAACAAGAUGGUGGUAGAGUACUAGUUCAUUGCGCAAUGGGUAUUUCAAGAAGUGCUUCCGCAGUAAUAGCAUACUUGAUCAAAGAAAAUCAAAUGUCGUAUCAAAAUGCAUUUGUAUAUGUAAAAUCAAAAAGAUCUUUUAUUAAUCCAAAUUUUGGUUUUGUUUCCCAAUUAAAAGAUUUUGAAUUUUUUUUAAAAAAUGAAAAAAAACCAAAAUCAGAAUCAGAAUCAGCAACACAAACAUUAGAUAGUUUGGUUACAGAUAUUAGUAUUCAGUUGAAUGUUAAUAAAUAA